UGUAGUCUUUGCGGCGGUCUCUACAGAUCUCCGGGAAAGAAGAGUACUACAACUCCCGUGAGGUCGUGCGGAAACAGGCCCGUGCAUCCUCCCGCCAAGCGCGUACCCCAAGCUGAAGCUGGAGGGAGCAGGGGUCCUGCACGCGCGCCCGGGUCCCCGGAGCGAGCUCUGAAGCAGCGUGCUGGUAGCGGCCUUGGCAGCUGAGCGAGAAAAGGAGACGCGUGGGAGUGUGUGAGGACUGUUAACAAGGAUAAGACGCGUGGCAAGAAGCAAAUUAAAAAAAAAAAAAAAAAAGGCCGCGCCACAACCCAUCACACCCCAGCAGAUCCUAACUUAUGUUACUGCGAAGGCACCGGGAUCGUACUCUCCCGCUGGUGCCUCACGCCCCAAGGACUUAAAUCAGCUGGGGCGGGAAAGGGUGGGGCCAGUGGCGCGGGAGGCGGGGCGUACAGCGGCGAGGGCGGCGGCGACGGCCGAGACCCAGACAUCGGGGACUGUUGUUGUUCUCUCGCCGCCGGACCGCCUCAGUCCGUUGGCCCAGAAAGAGACCCGGAGCUAGUCUGGUGGGGAGCGGGUGGCCGAAUCCCCCGUCUUUCCUGCUUCCGCAAAGCUGCGGCAGGAGCUGGUUCAGACACCUUGCGGUUGGUCUCCGAUGCCCUUCAGUGAGGAGGGGGCGUCAGAACCUUGGUGAGCGCAUCUCAGCCCCACCCCCAACUCCGUGUCUUCGCCGGCCCCCAGGCCCUCACACCUCAGUCCGGCUGCCAUGGCUGAAAACGCGGAGGGAGACCUGAACUCCAACCUGCUCCACGCCCCCUACCAUACCGGUGAUCCUCAGCUAGACACGGCCAUCGGGCAGUGGCUCCGUUGGGAUAAGAAUCCCAAAACAAAAGAGCAAAUUGAAAAUCUGUUACGGAAUGGGAUGAACAAGGAGCUACGAGAUCGUCUUUGUUGCCGAAUGACUUUUGGGACGGCGGGACUUCGUUCUGCUAUGGGGGCAGGAUUUUGCUAUAUUAAUGACCUUACAGUAAUACAGUCAACACAGGGAAUGUACAAAUACCUUGAGAGAUGCUUCUCAGACUUCAAGCAGAGAGGCUUUGUCGUCGGGUAUGACACCCGGGGUCAAGUAACUAGCAGCUGCAGCAGCCAGAGACUUGCUAAACUCACUGCUGCAGUCUUAUUGGCCAAAGAUGUUCCUGUGUACCUUUUUUCAAGAUAUGUUCCUACGCCUUUUGUACCAUAUGCGGUCCAGGAGCUCAAAGCAGUUGCAGGUGUGAUGAUUACUGCUUCUCACAACCGCAAAGAAGACAACGGGUACAAGGUUUAUUGGGAAACUGGUGCCCAGAUCACAUCUCCUCAUGACAAAGAAAUUCUGAAAUGUAUAGAAGAAUGUGUGGAACCUUGGAAUGGUUCCUGGAAUGAUAAUUUAGUGGAUACCAGCCCACUGAAGAGAGAUCCUCUGCAGGACAUUUGCAGAAGAUACAUGGAAGAUCUUAAAAAGAUCUGUUUUCACAGGGAAUUAAAUUCAAAGACCACCUUGAAAUUUGUACAUACAUCUUUUCAUGGGGUCGGACAUGACUAUGUGCAGCUGGCUUUUCAAGUGUUUGGUUUUAAGCCUCCUAUUCCAGUACCAGAACAAAAAGAUCCUGAUCCAGACUUUUCUACUGUUAAAUGCCCAAAUCCUGAAGAAGGAGAAUCUGUGCUGGAACUUUCUUUGAGACUGGCAGAGAGAGAAAAUGCCCGGGUAGUGCUAGCCACAGAUCCUGAUGCAGACCGACUGGCAGUAGCAGAACUUCAGGAGAAUGGUCAUUGGAAAGUUUUCACAGGGAAUGAGUUGGCAGCUUUGUUUGGGUGGUGGAUGUUUGAUUGCUGGAAGAAAAAUAAAUCAAGAAAUGCUGAUGUGAAGAACGUUUAUAUGUUAGCCACCACAGUCUCUUCCAAAAUUUUGAAGGCAAUUGCACUUGAAGAAGGAUUUCAUUUUGAAGAAACAUUACCAGGUUUUAAAUGGAUUGGAUGUAGGAUAAAAGACCUCCUGGAAAAUGGAAAAGAAGUUCUUUUUGCAUUUGAGGAGUCAAUUGGUUUUCUGUGUGGAACUUCAGUUUUGGACAAAGAUGGGGUGAGUGCAGCCGUUGUUGUUGCUGAGAUGGCAGCUUACCUGGAAACCAUGAACAUAACAUUGAAACAACAACUGAUUAAGGUUUAUGAAAAAUAUGGUUAUCACAUUUCAAAAACGUCCUAUUUCUUGUGUUAUGAUCCGAUUACCAUCAAAAGUAUAUUUGAAAGGCUUCGCAAUUUUGAUUCUCCAAAAGAAUAUCCAAAAUUUUGUGGGACAUUUGCUAUAUUGCACAUACGGGAUGUUACCACUGGAUAUGACAGCAGCCAGCCUAAUAAGAAAUCAGUGCUGCCUGUGAGUAAAAACAGCCAAAUGAUUACAUUUACUUUUCAAAAUGGCUGUGUGGCUACUCUUCGGACAAGCGGGACAGAACCCAAGAUAAAGUAUUACGCAGAGAUGUGUGCAUCACCAGAGCAGAGUGACACUGCCUUACUAGAAGAGGAAUUGAAGAAACUCAUUGAAGCUCUGAUUGAGAAUUUUCUUGAGCCCAGUAAAAAUGGACUGAUCUGGCGUUCUGUCUAGUGCACACCAGUACAUCAUUUCUUUGCACUGGCACAUGGAACAGAACAGCAAAGAACUCCAUGUGUUGACGUCAUAUGAGCAUUCUCUCCCUAUCUCCUCUGGCCAAGUAUCCUUUUACUUUUAUUUUCUUUCUUUUGGUUGGCUGACUAAACAAACUAUCAAUUUGAAAUGCAAUGGUCUGGAGAGAAAUGAUUCAAAUUUUUUCAUAAUCUUGAACAAAAGUCAUUGCAUUAAUAGUAUUAUAGUGACACGUUGUUCUUCCUUUAACAGAAAAAAAAACAAUACAUAAGUGAGUUUUCUUAUUUAAGUGUGAUUAAGCUUAGUUCCAUAUUAUAAUUGUGUAGAGCACGGUUUAAAAAAAAAAAAAGGCAGAUAAAUGUUAUAUAAUUGUAGAGUUUGUUAAGGAAAUUAAUCUAUAAAAUUGACAAGAAAAUGGCAUUGCUCCCAUAAUACUGUGGGAAAGUGUCAUUGUUAUGUCACAGGUAUUAACUUACAAAGUAGAGUAUUUGAAAUAGGGUAUUUGCAUUUUUAGCUUAGAACCGAUGUUACAAUAUGUGGUUUCAGCUUCUCUUUUUCAGGUGCUCUUAAUGUAGUGUGAACUUAUUGUACGUAUUUAAAAUUCUGACGUUUACUGAACGUAAAACAAUAGUGGCAAUGCUCCUAGUGGUUUCGUUCUUGUCAGAUUUCUCAGUGCCUUCUCAGGGUAUGGUAUGAAUUAAAACAGUGUUCCUGCAUUGAAUAUAAUUUAAUCAGCCAAUUUUCAGACAGUUGAGGAAAUCUUCCAAACUAUGUAGGUGCUUCCCCUCUAUAGCAAAUAAAUUUGCCCUUUAAAAAAAUUUUAUGAAUGCAAAUAAAAAUGUUAAUAAAAGCAAACUCAGUGUAACUAUACUGAAGGAUCUUCAUGUUAGAAUUCAGGGUCAGUAAUCACAGCCUUCAAGUAAAGAAAAAAAUCUGAACUGAGAAAGGAGCUCUAAAUUUAUUUAAAUGUCUAACUUUGGAAUUACAUUUUUAUAAGUAGAUUUAUUCCUUUAUCAGAUGAAGUAAUGCUAAUUUUACUAAGAAAUAAAAUAUCCAGAUUUUAGGUGUUAGAAUAACACUAAAACUACAUGUUUUAAAACUAAAUUCCAGUUUGUUCUAACAUCUUGCUGGCCACUGUAGAAUUUCUGAUCUCAAGAGUACUCUUUACCAAUUUGGAAAAAAAUUUUGGAAGGUCACUUUUGGUUGAUUCCCCAGACUUCUAAAAAAGUCUUAAUAGAGAAAUACCAUUUAAUCUUCUUAAAGUGUAUCCUGUCCUAUAUAACUCACAGAAUUAAUAAUUAAACCCAAGUGCUGUAGUUAAGAGGUAACAAUCACAAGGCCUUGUGUGUAAUUAUACUGAACAAAUAGCUAGUGGGAUAUAACUGGUAUUAGAGAAUUUAUUUCCUAAAAAAUAAUAAUAGCAUAAAAUUUAAACAUUUAUUAAAUAACAGUUUGGUUUAUUGCAGCUAUCAGCUAACAUUUGGUUGAACCCAUAUAGUCCAAGUAUAAUUUUCAAAUUAUUGUAUUGCCACUAUUGUUAAUUUGUUCCUUCCUUUCUUAUAGCUAGAUCUUGUAUCACUGUAGGUAAUAGCUAGCUAAGGGUAGAGCACCAUACUUCUGAAUGACAUUGUUUUCAAAGGCUUUGCACUAGGGAAAAUGUGUAUACUUUUUUGCUUUAUUGGCUUUAAGGAAUGUAGAAUGUAACUUAGGAGAUAGCCUAUAUUCUGCCAAGUAUUAUAAACAAUGCUAUAUAUAUCAAAAAUAUGUAUAUUUGGCUUUAGUGUCUGUGUUUCCAUGACUGAAGAACAAAGUGAAGCUAAAAUGAUAUGAUAGCCCAUUCAUAAUCACUAAAGCCAUGUCAUGAUUGUCAUUCUAUUAUAAAGAGAACAGUUUGAGUGCUUUAAUACAAUACAAUGUUUAAGUCAUCUUAAUCAAGGUGAAAAGUUAUGAAAGCUUAGGUUAUCUCAAAAAUUUAAAAAUCCAAAGUUAAAAUUAACAAAAUUUUACAAACGUUCCUGAAAUGUAUAGAUUGAGGGAAUUAUUAGAUUCUAGCCAAGCUCUCAAGUCUAUGUAAGCAUGGUAUUUUAACAUGAACUUGACAUAGUGGGUUUACAGUGGCCUAAUAGAAUAAAUCAGUGAUCCAAGUCAACCAGGAAGGGCAGAGGUGCUGGCCCAUGAGUCUCAGCCUUGGGCUCUACAUUGUUUAGCUUUUUCUUUAUGAAUUAUAUCACAAAAAUGAAUGCAUUCUCCUUGAGUAUAUAGAUCAAAACUGGGCUUCUCUAGAGUUUUGGGGAAAAGGAACAAACUAGUGGGGCAAGGUCAAAGAAUACAUUGAAAAUAAGCAGUAGAAAUAAACAAACAAUAGAAAAGUCAAUAAGAUGGCACAGGAACAACUUCUUGUGAAGGGCAAACUAACCUCUCAAAAAGGGAAUAAACUGGCUGUGGGCAAGUUAUUUAGCUGUGUUUGUUAUUAUGAUGAACAAAUAGCGAACUUUUUGCUUUCUUUCCUUUAUUAGCAACCACUAAAAAGAAGCCAAGUUUUAGGAGGUGAGAAAAAGUACCCCUCUUACUGAUUCAAUUCCUGCUAGGAUGUUGUGUCUUAGGAUCAUAUGGGAACUGGGGAGGAGAGGACAUAGCAGAAAUAAAAAGGAAUAUAAUACAAAUUGGAAAAUAAGACUUGUGAGAAAGAGUUCGAAGAAUUAAGAUCCUUUAACUCUGGGGGGGAGAAAGCUGUUGAGAUAGUUUAAUAAGUCUUCCUAAGUUAUUAGUUGAAUCUUUUAAUGAAAGGCUCAAAGUAAGAAGGAAUAUAUCAAACUAUUCUCUAUCUUCAAUGAGGACAGACUAAAAAAGAAUAAGGAUCUUUUUAAAAAAAUUAAAUAACAAAUUUAUAUAUUAAGGAAUGUACUAAAUGGAUUUUAAAGGUUCCUUCCAAUACGUUUUUUUAAAACUCAGGUUGGGACAAUGAUGAUAUCAUAGCACUGAAAGUUACAUUUGAGUUUUUGCUCCUUAUCUAGAAGAAUUUAGCUCACAAGAGAGUUUUUGUAUAUGUUGAGUAGUAGAGGCAUGAGUGCAGUCUUUAUUCACUGCAUAAAGACCUGCUCGGAUAUUAUUUUUAAUUUAACCUGGCAUAUAAGUGAGACUGGAACACCAUUUUAUUCAUCUUGAAGACUAUAUAGCAUUAUAGGAUAUUUGAGGGUUUUGUUUUAACUGUAUUGUUAUUUGGGUGUCCUAACUUCAGCAGAGAGGAAGACUCUGUAUACUCUGGGCAUAAAAGUGUGGAUCCAGUGGAAAAAGACUGGAUACUCUGGGCAUAACUUUAUAUAGGAAAUAGACCUCCUAUUUCUUAAGGAGGUUGCUUCUGGAAUUGAUCGAACAAAGGUAUUAGCUGGAGUUUAAUGGAGAAAUUGUUCUAUGAACUAUGAAUUGCUGCUAUUGGUAUUUCUUUGAGAUGUUUUCCACUGAUAUUUGUGAUGCUUGAAAAAUCCAAAUUUUGAUUGGAUAAAUUUAUUUUAUGCCUUUUUCUCUCUACCUCCCUUUUUCCCUAGGUCCCCUCCCACAUUUUGUUACUGUGAAAAGCUAUUGCCCUAUUACCUCACUGAUAAGAAAUCUUAAUUGUAUUCAUUCAGAAUGCUUUAAACAUGUUCAUAAACUAUGUUUUUU
Panthera uncia (snow leopard) is the source of this 6310-nucleotide messenger RNA. RefSeq names its product phosphoglucomutase 2 like 1 (gene PGM2L1). The record is from RefSeq and is a predicted model, not a curated record. Gene Ontology annotation, biological process: carbohydrate metabolic process. The transcript has 14 exons. Gene Ontology annotation, molecular function: glucose-1,6-bisphosphate synthase activity; intramolecular phosphotransferase activity. Lineage: Eukaryota; Metazoa; Chordata; Mammalia; Carnivora; Felidae. The coding region runs from base 764 to 2632 and encodes 622 amino acids.